This is a messenger RNA of Eriocheir sinensis (Chinese mitten crab), 5485 nucleotides long. Its product is annotated as protein lifeguard 1-like. The coding region runs from base 186 to 905 and encodes 239 amino acids. The transcript has 6 exons. Gene Ontology annotation, cellular component: membrane. NCBI's taxonomy places the organism in Eukaryota, Metazoa, Arthropoda, Malacostraca, Decapoda, Varunidae. The record is from RefSeq and is a predicted model, not a curated record.
CAAUAGCAUGAAUGGAUUUUCUGGCACCACAGGGGAAGGCGAGAUAGCGUUACCAGUGGCAGUCGCGUACGAGACCAGUCAAUACUGUGACGUUGGGGAAGGAAGAAGUGUCUUGUGCGUGUGUGUGUGUCUGCGGCCUUUCAGUGCUUUUAUUAUAGUGAUACUGGUCUUGACUUCCCUCCAAGAUGUCUCACGACUACGAGUCCUACAAUGACCCACUCACUGGUGGAAACAUGGAGUUUUCUGAUAAAUCCGUUAGAAUGGGAUUCAUUAGGAAAGUGUACAUGAUUCUUAUGGCCCAGUUGGUGGUCACCUUUGGCAUGGUGGCUCUGUUUACACUUAGCAGUGAUGUCAAGCAAUUUGUCAAAACAACGCCUGCUCUUUUCUAUGUGGCCUUAGUCGGCACUCUGGUCUGCAUGAUUGCUCUGUCCUGCUGUGGGAACUUGAGGCGGCGCACCCCACACAACUACAUCUUUCUGGGAAUCUUCACGAUCUGUGAGGGAUUUUUGCUUGGCACUGCAGCAGCUUCUUUUACUCAGAGUGAAAUUCUUAUUGCUGUUGGAGUCACUGUUGUGGUGACACUGUCACUCACUCUUUUUGCCUUCCAGACAAAGUUUGACUUCACUGGCUGUGGAAUGUUCGUCUUCGUUUCGCUGAUUGUGCUCCUGCUCUUUGGCAUUUUGGCUCUCAUUUUCCAGAGCCAGAUCUUGAAUCUAGUGUACUCCUGCCUUGGGGCUCUGCUGUUCUCCUUUUUCCUGGUUUUUGACACUCAGCUGAUGCUUGGUGGACGCCACAAGUAUUCUCUCUCUCCUGAGGAAUACGUGUUUGCAGCUCUCACACUCUACCUGGACGUGAUUAACAUCUUUAUGUACAUCCUUUCCAUCAUUGGAAAUGCUCGUUCCUAAGUCAAUCAAUGGCAUGUGUAGGUUUAUGAAAAUUUGUUGUAUUCAGUUCAGUUCUUUAGCCAUCCAUCUGAAGCUUCAUUUGUUCCCGUUAGUGCCAUUUGCAUAUAUUUAUUUAGUGACGCCUCUUUUGUUUGGCUCAUCCUUCUCUCUGGAGCUCCAUGGAACUUGUUGAAAGAGUUUUCGCUAGAGUCCGGGUAGAUUGUUGGUCAUCAGGACUGCAUGUGAGUUGUUCUCAGCCAUUCUGCAAUGACUAAAAAUUGUCGGCUUGUGGAUUUGAACGCUGACCACUCAGCCACCACCUCCCUGUUUGCAUAUUCUGAUUAGGGUUCAUACUAUUGGUAUUUUUUUGUUUAUUUUGAAAAGAUAAUUUUUAAUGGCAUGUAAUCUGUGAAGUGUAACCAACUUGAUGUACCUGUGAUGUGAGAUGAUUAGCAAAUGGCAGGUGUUGGGAACACAAUAGUCAAGGUUGACAUGUAUACCUUUUUUUUUUUCCAUGUGUUGACUUGCCAAGCACCCAGAUAUUUUAAUUUUUCUGCUCAUGAUGGAGGCAUGGGUGACUACCUGUAAGCUGUGAUACACUCAAGUUGGAACAUUCCUGAGUGGGUGCUACAUACCCACAAAUGGCCUCCUAACCUGCUUCCCAGUGUGCCAGGUUGUUGGUCAUGGCAACACUGAUCAGCUUCUUCUCAUGAUCCAUUGAGCCAGCCACCCAACAGUCACGAUGGAGGGUGGAUGGAUGUAUUACACCAUGUGAGAAUUCUACCUUUAGCCAAUCUCUUAUCAGCAUGGAGUAAAAAAUGCAUCUCUUAUCAGAGUACAGAUUCUCAGGUUUGUCAGAGGUCCUCAAUUACUUUAAAUUAUUAGAAGAUGUUAGGAAGGAGGAAUUGGCCAGUAGAAAACAAUAAAAAUACAGAAGCAAGGAAUGUGCAGUAAGCCCUAUUUCACCUGCCACCUUCCUCUACCUGUUCCUUGCAUCUGCUCGUACCAAUCACAGCCACACUACCACAACUAUCAGGGGUCAGAGAUGAUACCCACACCUGUCCCCAUGCCCACACCGUCUCUCAAGCAUCUUGGAACAGCGCUGAGGGGAUAAAACAAACCCGCCCAACCUAAAUUGUACAACCACAAUUACAACUGUCCCCAGCAAUAACCUUACAUUAUUCGAGCACAGUCCACGUCACCACUGUGCUUUAUCAGUAAACACUUUUCUUGAUUUUAUUUACAUGUGCAUUGGCUAAUUCAGUUUAGGUUUGGAUUUACUCUGGCAUUUCAUUUUCUUUCACAUUCGGUAAGUCUAAGAUGCUUUUUGUUAGAAAAGUUUGAUCUCGGCUCAAAAAUUUGCCAGGAUCAUGGUGUUCCGUAAAAAUAAUGUUGUUUGCCCCACUAUGCACAAAUUCAAGGUGAGUGUACUGACUGAGUCAAUGCUGUCUUUUGAAAGACAAGAAUGUCACACAGGGAACUUAUUGGACUUGGAAUCUCUACUAAAUGCCACAGUCAAUCCUCUAAACUCUUUCCUUAGUACUCAGUAUAAUGUACCUAUGUAAUGAAAUAUCUCACAUAUUAUUAUAUAUACAUAAUAUAGACUUGUAUCCAUGUUUAUCACAUUUUUUAAGUGUAUGAUGCAAUAUCCUUCCUACUUGUAUAAUGGGUCCUUGCUAUUUGCAGUUUUAUAAUUUAAAAUCUUUUACUAUUAUACCUCAGUGGUGUAGUGGUUAGCAUGCCUAGCUAUAAAUCUGGGGGCCUUGAAUCCUGGUCUGGCCAGUCGGUGUGCAGCCCACCCAGCUGCUUGUCCUUUUUUUGAGGCUGGCCGAUAAAUGAGUACCUGGGGAAACCUGGGGGGUAAACUGUGGUAAACUCAUCCCCUGCAUGUGGGGGCAACAGGUUCUCAUCCACCACAGACUCAAGGGCCUAUGAGAUGGAGAUGAGCACUGAGGCCAUGUAUAACUAUAGUGUAUGGAUUAGUUUUCCCAUUAACCAUCAUGUAUGCCUACUGAAACAAAGAAUAAUUGAUUUUAUGUUGACCUUAGGGUAAUAUUAUUUUAUCAAAAGCCUUGCAGUCUUCCCUCUGAAGCAGGUAAUUAUACUGAAAUAUUUAAACAAUUGCUUGAUAUGCUCAUUGCCAUGAGAUAAAUUGUUAGUUCUUUUAGAACACAUUUUAAAUGUUUUCUGCACAUGUAUUUCAGCCAGUGAAUGUUUUUUUUAUUGCAGAGAGCUGCUAUUAGCUUGGAAAAAAGGUGAUCAUACAUCAUGAUUAAGAUGCAGGAAGCAGAUUUUUGUAAAUCAAAAUACUUGCCAGGAGAAUUGUGGUUCAGGUGUGUUACUGCUGCAGGUGUUUGUGAAAAUCUUGCUCUGCAUUUUGAUUAAAAGACAGAUUAUUAUGUUUUGAAGGUUGUAGUUCAUUGUCAUAACAGCUGUUUGAUGUAGGACACAGUAUAGCAUAUAGAGUGCCCACUAUAAAUUUUGGGUAGAAAAAUAUGCAGCUUAUUUCGUUUUGCUGGUAUCGGUGAUAAGUCGAGUUUCAUUAGGUAUAAACUUUUCAUAAAGUGAACUAAUACCAGAAACUGCUGAUAUAGAUACCACAGAUCUGGUGCCUCUACUUAGUUCUAAUACCAUUUGACAGAUGGUGGCUCAUAUUGCAUGGUGUUUGUGCAUAUAUGGGGACCAUGAUCAUAUGGCAAUGUUAUUAGUUAUCUAUUUCUUUCAGAUAUAGCACCGAAGUCUACAAUGCAGUAUGACUUUAGAAUACUGAUAUGAUGAGAAUCAAUCUCCUUUUAGUUACUUAAAUAUAUUAGCCAGACUUCUAGAAGCUGGCUGCAAAAUUUUUAAACCUUGGGUCAGUUGUUCAGAUUCUGAAAUCAAUUUUAUCAAUGCAUCUCUUGUCCCAUGAUCAUCGCAUUUUUUUAAUAUUUUCGUUUUGAAAGGAUAGCAAGAAAAAGCCAAGCAUAUUGUUUUUCUUUCAUAAACAGAAUGUAUACAUGACUGGAGGAGCCUGUACUAUGCUGAAAAUAUUUGUUUAUGACCUGAAUACUGGGUUUGGCUCUCACAGGCUCAAGGGCCAAUGUGACGGAGAUGAGCACUGAGGCCAUGCGUAGCUUUAGUGUAUGCCUCCAACUUUGCCUUUGCUACACAGGUGUCAUUAUUGACAUUUCAGUACUAUUCAUCAGGGUUUGAAAGGCACUGCAUUAGUUGUCAAGUCUCCUCAUCUGAGGGUCUGGGCACUCAGUUCUGGGCUUCAGCUUAACUUAGUAAAGGGAGUAGCUGUCUGUAUCAUGUAUCAUUUUCUCAGUGGUUAUACUAAAAGGGUUGCACAGUUAAGAAAAAAGAGAUAUUGUUGGUCCUAUCCCUUUUGAGUGAGUGCAAUUUGCUUAAUCACUCAGAAGGGGCAUAUGCCAGGGAGCGCGUCAUCUCACCCAGCCUGUGAUAAUGUGUACUACAGACAGAAGUCAUUGCAGCUGUUUAAUCAUUCACUGAAAAGACAUUUUUGCAUUUGUAUUUUUUGUAAUUGAUAAACUGUUUAAUGAUUAUUGAUAUAUAUGUUAUCAGAUUUACAUUAUGCUGUUUAUAUUGAAAUCUUGUUGACUUAAUUUAUAGUGGAAAGUAUUUUUAUUGAAAAAAUUGCAUUUCUCCCACAAGGGAUGUGUCAGAAAGCAACUUUUUUUCAUGUUUGUGCUUGCAGUUAUGCCUAAUGUAGUUUGAUUUAUUUAUCUUAUUGCUUUGGGUAUUUCAUCUGGUUUCCUGGUGGCAUUAGUGCUGUGAUUAGGGUUUUUGGUAUAUUUUAAUUAUUUUAAUGAUUUACCUGUUAGAUAUACUAACCUGAUUAUUUAUAGUGUACCAAUAUUUAUUUCUAUACUAACCUGAUUGUUUAUAUAGUGCACCAACGUUUUCAUCUUUCUGUGUCUUUAUUUGAAACUCUUCCAAGAGAAGGGUAGCCAGGGCAAGAAAUUGCCUGGUGUUUUUUUUUUCACUGCUCUAGUUUUUAACAAUCUUCACUCCUUUUACAGAAUUGAAUCUCACAUCCAUUACUUCAUUUCUCAUUGUUGAAGGGUUUCCUUUAAAAAAUUCUCCUUCAUAUAUUUUUGACUAACUGGUCCUAGUUCUCCCCACAAUAAGUGUGCAGUGGCUGAUCAUUAAAUUUGUUUUCACCCCAUAGUAAAUCAGAUAGCAGAACACAAUUCAUAUGAUAGGUUCAGACACAGCAUCCCAGCCUCAACUAAAUAGUUCAUGACAGACUCGCCAGUCCUGUAGCAGCAUGUUGUAUCCCUUAACUCGUAUAACGCGAGUUGGUAGUCAAGCAGUGUGAUGAACGUUAGGAAAGGCCUUGUAUGUGCCUUUGUUUAUUUACUCUUUCUGGAGUAUUUCUUGAUUAGCUGCUACUGUUGUGUAGGCAGUGCAGGGUGUCAUCCAAGCACACGUUAUGCCAUCAGGAGCGUGGGUGGAGGCAGGCAAGGGCUGCUGGGAUAGAGAGCAUGACAGAGCUGCUGUAAUCAUCACCUUCAGGUUCUGUUGAUUUAUCAGUUGAAGCAAACUGCUUUUGAUAGUCAUCCCGUUGUACAAAAGAAUAAACUGUAGAUUUCUGAAAA